AUGUCUCUCCCUCGUGCUCCCAAUCCCUUCCGGCACCCGAACAAAUCCCGCCACUACUCUCGCCUGGCCUGCCAAAUAUCCGGAUCUACAAUCCCCCGCCGCCCCAAUCGCAUCACCACCUCCACGGCAUCUCCAAGACCAGCUGGACCAGAACCACGAACAAGAACGCCAGCACCCAGCACGAAACGAUCCUUCCACACCACCCACCCCCUCUCCGCCGCGCGCGCCCCCAAAAUCCGCAUUGCCGAAAACACACGCUCCCGAGCUCGCCCCGCCUUCUCGAACGACGGACUCUACCAAGGCGGCGUGGUCAAUGACAUCCCGAACCGCUUGAAAACCCUAGAGGAACUUGGCCCUAAGCUCUGGCGGACCAGUAUUAUCGAAGGCUUUGUGGAUGAGGAUGUGGAUCGGAAGACGUUCAUGUAUGUUGCGCGAGGCGUGCUGAAGAGUGCCGCGAGUCGAGCUCCGUCUGGUGCUGCCGUUAGGGAGAUUUCAGAGAACCCCGACCUCGUCUUCAAAAUCGGCCAUGUCGUAGCCACCAACUCCCCGAGCCUCAUGCAAUGGGUCAUCUCGUCGACUGCCCAAGCCGGCGCCAUCAUACCAACCCUGAUGUCUGCGAGUCGCGCGCUCGCCAAAGCAGACUCCUCCCCCGGCACCACUGUCCCCCAACGAACCCCCAUCUUCGAAAAGGUCGAACACCUCGCGCUCGAAGCCCACGACCCCCGCGCCAUGCUCAUCCACGCCAAGCUCCUCGGCCAACAAAAGCGCUACCCAGAGGCCCUCCAGCUCGCUGAAUCCGUCAUGUCCAUGAUCUACCCAUCGAAGACCAACCCGCCGCCGACACGAAGCAUGGACAUCCCGAACCUCGAGCCCCCAUGGGCCAUAUACAGCUGGCUGAAGCGCUGCGCUAAGCCCGAGACAUCGGAACCAACGUCGGAGCCGGAGCUGAAGCCGGAAACAGACACGGAUAUGGAUAUGGAUAUGGAUAUGCUCAAGACCGCCGCCCUGGAGUACCAGGACCCCGAAGCGCUAGUCACCUACGCAACCCACAUGAUGGCGACCAACGACCUCGCCAAAUACGAAGAAUGCAUGAGCAAAGCCGCCACGGCGGGGUAUGCCCCUGCGUGCCGCAAGCUCGCCAACUUCUACUACCUCACCUCUCAGGGCCGGUUUCCUCGUCGCGGGACCAAGUCCACCGACCCCGCGGGGGACUUCGAGCGCGCGAAAGCUGCGAACGAGCGAGCGGCGGCCCCCGGCGCUAGCAAGCUCAAGGCCUUCCUUUCCGGCCUGUUCGGCCCGCAGCCGUACCAUGAGUAUCGCGGGUUGGCGAUCGAGUGGUACGAGCUGGCGUUUCGGCACGGGUGUCCUCGGGCGGCGCUGGCGCUGGCGAUCCUGAUGAGGGAGAACGGGGAGGCCAUGGAGACGGUGGAGCCUGUUUUUCAGUACGUGUUGAUGUCGUCGGCGCAGUUGGGUGGGCUGAUCAGGCCGUUUCGGGUGAAUUGGGAGAGGGAGGAUUAUGUGCCGAUGGUUCCGGGGGAGGUUUUGGAUGUAUAGUUAUGAGUCGCCUGUGUAUAGUAUAUAAUAUUUUU
Molecule: messenger RNA, 1589 nt
Organism: Aspergillus steynii IBT 23096
Lineage: Eukaryota; Fungi; Ascomycota; Eurotiomycetes; Eurotiales; Aspergillaceae
Exons: 2
Coding region: 1-1554 (517 amino acids)
Molecular function (GO): protein binding
Source: RefSeq, a predicted model, not a curated record